Colletotrichum higginsianum IMI 349063 is the source of this 3270-nucleotide messenger RNA. RefSeq names its product Formate-tetrahydrofolate ligase. Lineage: Eukaryota; Fungi; Ascomycota; Sordariomycetes; Glomerellales; Glomerellaceae. The transcript is spliced from 4 exons. The record is from RefSeq and is a predicted model, not a curated record. The coding region runs from base 1 to 3270 and encodes 1089 amino acids. Gene Ontology annotation, cellular component: cytosol. Gene Ontology annotation, biological process: tetrahydrofolate interconversion. Gene Ontology annotation, molecular function: formate-tetrahydrofolate ligase activity; methenyltetrahydrofolate cyclohydrolase activity; ATP binding.
AUGUCGUCCCUCAGCCAGUUGAAGGGCACGCAGAGGCUGUCUUGGCCAUGCCGCCUCGAGUUGCCCAGCACGUCGCACCUUCGGCUUAGAACCCGCGGGAUGUCCCUGAUGCCUGCAGCAUUGUCCACUCAGAACUCACUGGAUCAACCUUCUGCAUCUCGCCGGUCACUGGUGAACCUUGGGGUAGACACGGGGCGGGGCCCAUCAGGCCGCCGGCCCUGCAGAGCGCUAAAUCCCGAGUUGGACCGCUGUCACUCACCCCUCACUGUCGCUGCUCCUGCUUACACCCAUCCUGCGCGCUUGAUUUCGGCGUCCGUCCCGACAUCUUUAUCUUCCUCUUCCUCCCGUCAUCCCAAAAUCUACGCGUUUGGACACCUGCGAGAUCGAGCUGCAUCUCCGUUCAUUGCACGGACACUGGGAUCCUACGGCACAAUCUCCCCCAAUAGGUCGUUUGCGACAUCAUCUCCGGCAAUGGUCGCCAACAAGAUCGAUGGCACCGCCAUCGCCAAGCAGAUUCGGGAAUCUAUCGCCAGCGACAUUCUCGAGAAGCAGAAGCUGAACCCUAGGUUCCAGCCGCAGCUGACCAUUAUUCAAGGCACCUACGUGCGCAUGAAGCAAAAGGCUGCAAAGGAGGCAAACGUCGACUGCGAGCUUAUCCAGUUUCCCGAGUCCAUUUCCGAGCCUGAACUUCUUGAUCGCAUCUAUCGCCUCAACGACGACCCCACUGUCCACGGUAUCUUGGUUCAAUUGCCCAUUCCCAAGCACCUCGAUGAGUACGUCAUCACAUCUGCCGUUGCAGACGAGAAGGAUGUCGACGGUUUCGGCACGAGGAACAUUGGCGAGCUCGCCAAAAAGGGCGGCCGCCCCUUCUUCAUCCCCUGCACCCCCAAGGGCGUCAUGGUCCUGUUGCAGGAGGCCGGCGUGGACUUGAAGGGCAAGAACGCUGUCGUGCUUGGACGUAGUGACAUCGUCGGCAGCCCUGUGAGCUACCUCCUCCGUAACGCGGACGCCACUGUCACCGUAUGCCACUCCAAGACCGAGGGCUUGAAGGAGCAUCUCAAGGCUGCUGAUGUUGUCAUUGCGGCCAUUGGCCAGCCCGGCUUUGUCCAAGGCGAUUGGCUCAAGCCCGGUGUUGUCGUUAUCGACGUCGGCACAAACUACAUCCCCGACGCCUCCAAGAAGUCGGGACAGCGCCUCGUCGGAGACGUUGACUACGAGUCGGCUUCCCAAGUUGCUUCUCACAUCACACCGGUCCCUGGCGGUGUUGGUCCCAUGACCGUUGCCAUGCUGCUGUCCAACGUUGUGGACUCUACUGUCAAGUCUUUUGAGAGACAAAAGCAGAGAAAGAUCUCGCCUCUGCCGUUGCAUCUCAAGGAGCCCGUCCCCUCUGAUAUCGAGGUCUCGAGAUCUCAAAACCCCAAGCAGAUCACUCGUCUGGCCAAGGAGGUCGGCAUUGCCUCCCACGAGCUCGAGCCGUACGGUGCCUACAAGGCCAAGGUUGAUCUCAGUCUCUUGAAGCGACUUGACCACCGCCGCAAUGGCAAGUAUGUUGUCGUCACGGGCAUCACUCCCACGCCGCUUGGCGAGGGCAAGUCCACCACCACAAUGGGCAUUGCGCAGGCUCUGGGUGCCCACCUUGGCCGCGUCACUUUCGCAAACGUCCGCCAGCCCAGUCAAGGCCCGACCUUCGGUAUCAAGGGCGGUGCCGCAGGUGGCGGCUACAGCCAGGUCAUUCCCAUGGACGAGUUCAACCUUCAUUUGACUGGAGACAUCCACGCCAUCACCGCGGCGAACAACCUUCUCGCUGCUGCGAUUGAGACCCGCAUGUUCCACGAAAACACUCAGAAGGACGGCCCCCUUUACAAGCGCCUCGUGCCCGCCAAGAACGGCAAGAGGGUGUUUGCGCCUGUCAUGGCGCCUCGCCUCAAGAAGCUUGGCAUCGAAAAGACCAACCCCGACGACCUGACCGAGGAGGAGAUCCGCCGCUUCGCCCGCCUGGAUAUCGAUCCCGAAACCAUCACAUGGAGACGUGUGCUGGACGUCAACGACCGUCACCUGCGGGGUAUCACUGUCGGCGCCGCGCCGACCGAGAAGGGCCACACCCGUGAGACUGGCUUCGACAUCUCGGUUGCCAGCGAGUGCAUGGCCAUUCUUGCUCUCAGCACUGACCUGGCGGAUAUGCGCAGGCGUCUGGGAAGCAUGGUCGUUGCCAGCUCCAGGAGCGGCGACCCUGUCACCUGCGAUGACAUCGGCGCCGGCGGCGCUCUCACUGCCUUGAUGAGGGAUGCCAUCAAGCCCAACCUCAUGCAGACUCUGGAGGGCACUCCCGUGUUCGUCCACGCUGGGCCCUUUGCCAACAUCAGUGUCGGAAACAGCUCCAUCUUGGCCGACAAGAUGGCCCUCAAGAUUGUCGGCACCGAGCCCGAUGAGGAUCACGUUGAGAAGGCUGGUUUCGUCGUUACAGAGGCCGGUUUCGACUUCACCAUGGGUGGAGAGCGUUUCUUCAACAUCAAGUGCCGCGCUUCUGGACUUGUGCCCGACGUCGUUGUCGUCGUCGCCACUGUUCGUGCCCUCAAGGUUCACGGCGGCGGUCCUCCGAUCGCGCCCGGUGCGCCCCUCAAUGCGGUCUACAAGCAGGAGAACGUCGAUAUUCUCCGCGCUGGCUGCGUCAACCUAAAGAAGCACAUUGAGAAUGCCAAGUCGUACGGCAUCCCUGUCGUUGUUGCCAUCAACAAGUUCGUCACGGACACUGACGCUGAAAUCGCCGUCAUCCGCGAGGAAGCCAUCGCCGCUGGUGCCGAGGACGCCAUUCUCUCCAACCACUGGGCCGAGGGCGGCAAGGGCGCCAUCGAGCUGGGCAAGGGCGUCAUCGCCGCCAGCGAGAAGCCCAAGGACUUCAAGCUGCUGUACGAUCUUGAGGGCUCUGUCCAGGAGCGUAUCGAGGCCAUUGGAAAGAAGAUGUAUGGAGCGGCUGCUGUCGAGUUCAGCGAACUCGCUCAGAAGAAGGUCGAUACCUACACCAAGCAGGGCUUCGGGAACCUCCCCAUCUGCGUCGCCAAGACGCAAUAUUCCCUGUCUCACGACCCUGACCUGAAGGGCGCUCCCACUGGCUUCACUGUCCCUAUCCGGGACGUCAGAAUGGCCGCUGGUGCGGGUUAUCUAUACGCUCUCGCCGCCGAUAUCCAGACCAUCCCCGGUCUGCCUACGGCUCCUGGUUACCUGAACGUUGACGUUGACACUGAGACCGGUGAGAUCGAUGGUCUGUUCUAA